Messenger RNA from Linum trigynum, 8544 nucleotides. NCBI's taxonomy places the organism in Eukaryota, Viridiplantae, Streptophyta, Magnoliopsida, Malpighiales, Linaceae. The record is from the annotation of a GenBank genome assembly.
UCAUCAUAAUGGCACCAGCCACACAUUUAUGCCAAUUCGUUCUUUAGACAGCACAUUGAUCAAUCUUGCCCCCUCAGCCAAGUUACCAUAAAAAAAAUCAUCAAUAGCCAUAAUUGCUACCUAUACUGUUGAGAAAACCAGUUUUAAAAAUAUUAUAGCUCAUGUUCAUUGCUCAAUUAGGCAAGCCUACCAAAAGUAUUUCACUUGCUCACUCAUAGAUUCUACUAAUUAACAAAGGUAUUCACUCUGCAACAUCAGCUGCAGGACAAUUCUAUAUGUUGGUCCAAUGAUAAUGUGGGAGAUUAAGUUCAAAUAUUGGAGAUGAACUAUGAUUAAGAAAUACUUAGCUAAAAAAAUGGGUUCCACAUGUUUCGGCUAUUUAGAGACAAGUGACCUGCUUUUGUUUAUUAUGUGAGUUCGUAUACGAAUUUGGAAAUUUUUGAACAAAAGAUUUGAUAAGGAUGAAAUGACGAUGAUGUUAGUAUAUUCAUCUGUUUUCAAAGCAUGACCGGACGAUGAACCAAAAAAGUUAAUUGUUUAUGGUUCAAUUGUUACUCAUCAUAAGAUCGUUAGUUAAGCAUUGAUAGAAUCAUCUAUGCGCGGGGCCGGAUAGCGUGACAACCCCUUUAGGGGUUGUCAAUCUCGCUUCCCCCUUCCUAGCCCUUCAUCCCCUUAUAUCUCCAUCCGACGAUUGAUGAUAGACAGGGGCAAAAAAGAGAGCUUCCACACUGGAUCCAGCUCCCAUUAGUUCUCUAACGUCAGGCGCGUUUUGAAAAGGCAAAGAAAUCGGUGGUGGAGAGAAAUUAGCCACCCUCCUCGGCGAACCAUUCGUCUCCCCAAAACAGCCUGUACAUUACUCCACUGAAACCCUUUUCCUCCGUCUUCUCCCAAAGCAUCCCCUUUCAGCGUCUCGGAUCGCUUUUCUCCGCUUUUCUUGAUAGCAACUCGUCCGGUCCCGUUCGAUUGCGAAGACUUUGUUUUUCAGAGCAUAGGUAAUUCAGGUAAAGCAAAAAUUUUACAAUGUAAUUUUCAUUCAGCCUCCUUUUAUGCUUGCUUUCCCGCCCCGAUUCGUCGGCUCUAUCGCUCCUCUCCACUUCUUCAUCUUUUUCUAUUCACUUCUGGUUAUCCUAACUAGUUUUUUUCUCCUUCUGGUUAAGCGCAUAGGCGAACAUCCUUUCGCCAUCGUUCCUUUCUGCGGCCGUGCAAACAAUCCCCGGUGAGAUUUCUUUACACUACUGCUUUUGUUUUCCGAAUGCAAUGUUGGAAUAAGCCACAUGAAGGCCUGUCUUUCUUGUGUGGUGUGUUUGUUUGGUGUUGGUAUGAUCCAUUGGUAGUCUUAAAUUCGUAUAGUGCUAGUGGUAGUUGUGUUACUGGUACCCAUAACAUUGAUAUGCUAAUAGUGGUGGUUUAAUGGAAUGGUAUAACUUGUUCUAGAUGUAGUGAUAGUAAUACCAAUUGAUUUGUACCAGUAUCAAUGAAUUGAUACCAGUACACACUUAUUGGUACAAGUACCACUUAUGGGGGCUUCAGGUACCGUUGUAUUUGUUUCGGUAUGAUUGAAUGGUAGUUUUCUAUUGGUACCAGUUGUAAUGGUAAUUGUGUUACUGGUACCAAUGACAGUGGUAUGCUAAUAGUGGUAGUUUAAUGGAAUGACACAACUUGUUCUAUCUGUAGUGGGACUGGUACCAAUUGAUUUGUAGUAGUACCACUAAAGAGUAACCAUUACAUACUGAUUGGUACCAAUAACAUUCUAGAUUGUUAGUAGUAGUAUUGUACAGUAACAUUCUACGUUGCAAGUAGUAGUAGUAGCAGUACUUGUAGUGAUAUCAUUUUAGAAGUGUGGAUCUCAGUGACAAGAUAACAUUCUAGAUUGUUAGUAGUUGUACAGUAACAUUCUACGUUGCAAGUAGUAGUAGUAGCAGUACUUGUAGUGAUAUCAUUUUAGAAGUGUGGAUCUCAGUGACAAGAUAACCCUCUUGAAGUUUUGAGUAAAAAUUCGUACCAAGCAUUUUUUGUUGUUGUUGCAGGAAUGGCAGAACAAAGAUAUCAGUUAUAUCAUCCGGGAAUACACACAACCUGAUGGUUGUGCAUCUCAACAGGUAGCAAUACGCUUGGGGGACUCAAGUGAUUCGAGUGCUGGGCCUAGUAAAAAACGACCACGUGAUGAGGAUACAAAGAGUCGCAACAAGAAGAAGAAGCAAUGGACUGUAGUCCAACUUCAAUCAUCGAGAUUAUGGAGGCCGGUAUUUCGGAUGAGAAGAAGGUUGGGCUAGGUUGGGCUAGGUUGUGUGUUGGAUUUAAAGAGUAACAUAAUUGCUUCAUGUACAUGUCCAAGUAUGAAGAAGUUUAUGGGUAUUUCUUGUCUUUAAUUUGAUCUUGGGUAAAGUACUAUUGCUUACAUUGACACAAUUGGUUUGGUGUUUGAUUGUGAAAAUUCAGUACCUUCUCCACUGGCUAUAGAAAUAUCCCUUCACUGGUACCAAAUCAAUGGUACUGUUAACAAAUCAAUAGUACUGAUGCCAAAUUUAUGCCACUGAUAACCAUUAAUAAGACUGGUAUCAAAUUAGUGGUACUCGUACCAUUAAUAAGACUGGUACCAAUUAAUGCUACGUGUAACCAUUACUAAGACUGGUACAUAAUCAGUGGUACUAGUUACAUUAAUACGAAUGGUACCAAAUUAAUGGUAUUGGUAACAAUUACUGAAGACUGGUACCAAUUGAGUUUUACUGGUACAAUUUUAAUGGUAAUGUCUCCACUGUAAAGGUAUUGGUACCAAUGUAAAUGACUAUUGAUGGUAUACCUUUAGUGAUAUUAGCAAGUCGCAUUAUUUACCCUCUUAUCCGUAUCCUACUACUACUAGGAAGUACCACUAAUUAACUACGACUAAAUAACUACCACUAGAUGACUACGUGUCUACCACUAAUUAGAAACAUAACUAAUGGUACUUUUUUUUGAAACAUUAGUUGUACCGAUAGUAAAACACUAAAAAUGGAAAGGAAUUCGUAACGGCUUAGGGGUUAACCCUACCACCAUUGUUGGCAUCGACGCUAUUCUCCGCCUCGCCGUCGUCGGCAUCAACGCGAUCGGGUGCAACAUGAAAUGGUCGUUCUUCUCCACAUCGAGGCCAUAUUGGACGUGGUCCGAGGUUCCGGAUGAUAUUCAUUCACCAGCUCCUCCACUUCCAAAACGUCGUCAACAUCCACCAUGCACACAUCAUCGCCUUUGUCCGUCGGGUCCGCCUGGUAAGCUCCGGCCUCAUAUAUAUCCUUGUCGUUGCUUGUUAAUGGGACAUUCAGAUCGAACCCAAAUAAACACGUAGGUUCAGCUCCCACCUGUCGUCAUCGUUGCUGAUGUAGCCGUCCAUUGUAUGGCGGCGGCCGCGUAUUUCAGAUGAGAAGAAGGUUGGGUUAGGUUGGGCUAGGUUGUGUGUUGGAUUUAAAGAGUAGCAUAAUUGCUUCAUGUACGUUUCCAAGUAUGAAGAAGUUUAUGGGUAUUUCUUGUCUUUAAUUUGAUCUUGGGUAAAGUACUAUUGCUUACAUUGGCACAAUUGGUUUGGUGUUUGAUUGUGAAAAUUCAGUACCUUCUCCACUGGCUAUACAAAUAUCCCUUCACUGGUACCAAAUCAAUGGUACUGUUAACAAAUCAAUAGUAUUGAUGCCAAAUUUAUGCCACUGAUAACCAUUAAUAAGACUGGUAUCAAAUCAGUGGUACUCGUACCAUUAAUAAGACUGGUACCAAUUAAUGCUACGUGUAACCAUUACUAAGACUGGUACAUAAUCAGUGGUACUAGUUACAUUAUUACGAAUGGUACCAAAUUAAUGGUAUUGGUAACAAUUACUGAAAACUGGUACCAAUUGAGUUUUACUGGUACAAUUUUAAUGGUAAUGUCUCCACUGUAAAGGUAUUGGUACCAAUGUAAAUGACUAUUGAUGGUAUACCUUUAGUGAUAUUAGCAAGUCGCAUUAUUUACCCUCUUACCCGUAUCCUACUACUAGUAGGAAGUACCACUAAUUAACUAUGACUAAAUAACUACCACUAGAUGACUAAGUGUCUACCACUAAUUAGAAACAUAACUAAUGGUACUUUUGUUUGAAACAUUAGUUGUACCGAUAGUAAAACACUAAAAAUGGAAAGGAAUUCGUAACGGCUUAGGGGUUAACCCUACCACCAUUGUUGGCAUCGACGCUAUUCUCCGCCUCACCGUCGUCGGCAUCAACGCGAUCGGGUGCAACAUGAAAUGGUCGUUCUUCUCCACAUCGAGGCCAUAUUGGACGUGGUCCGAGGUUCCGGAUGAUAUUCGUUCACCAGCUCCUCCACUUCCAAAACGUCGUCAACAUCCACCAUGCACACAUCAUCGCCUUUGUCCGUCGGGUCCGCCUGGUCAGCUCCGGCCUCAUAUAUAUCCUUGUCGUUGCUUGUUAAUGGGACAUUCAGAUCGAACCCAAAUAAACACGUAGGUUCAGCUCCCACCUGUCAUCAUCGUUGCUGAUGUAGCCGUCCAUUGUAUGGCGGCGGCCGCGUGGAUUGUAUUUUCCGGAGGUAUUGUGGUAUGGUUUGAUGAGGGAGGAGUCAGAAAUGGAAGGGAAAGAGUCCCAUCCAAAAUCGGUUGUUCAGCUCCCACCAAUCACGCUCCCAGAUUUGCACCAUGCAUUUAAGUUUUAUUCAAAAUUAUUUCAGUUAGUUACUUACAAAAACACCCUUCGUGCGCUCCUGGACGUUGGAUAAAGAAGGAGGACGGACGGCUAUAAAGUGGGAAGUGAGAUUGACAACCCUUAUGGGUUGUCACGCUAUCCUAUCCCCAUAAUAUAAAAGAUAUCUAUAAUACACCAAUUUCGGCACUUCAUUUGUCACUAACGAUAAACAAGUUCAUAUCUACAUCCUCCUCCAUCACCUGUGGUUCGAACUAAUCAUUCAAACCGCCAUUAUUCUUGAAUUGACGGUUAAAAUGGCCUAACCAUAGAUCCGAUUAUAAUAUUUAGCGCGACAAUUAAAAAUUCCCAGAUAAAUUCACUAAAAAUUAAAACUAUGUUAUUGUCAAUAUGUAAUUAAUUCGUAUAAAUCUAACAAAACGUCGAAAUGAAACGAAGUCGUUUCUUUCAGGAAUUUGCAGUCAAUGCUGAACAGUGAACUCACGAGUAUGGCAAAAAGAACAACAAAACUUCCUGUUUCUCCGUUUUUGUUCCAGUAUUAGGGUUUAAGUAUUCAACAACAAAAUCCACAAAAAGUUCGGACCAAUUUAUCAGCUGUGUUAGUGUAGCCGUGGAAGCAAUGGCAAUGGGAACUUGGUCGGCUUCCUCACGUGUCUCCCCCUUGAUUUUAAGGUCCAUCUCAAGAAACCCCAGAUCACUCUGUUCCCAAGCUGAACCCCCCACCAAGCCCGUCUUAGACUCCGAUUCUCCUCCACAGAAUCUCUACUCAAGCUCAGAUGUGUCCAAUGAAACUUCCCCAGAACCCCAUUUGCCCGAAAUCGCAAUUCCAGGAUGUAAAGAUUGUGUCUUGACGCAAGCUGACGUGAUAAGCAGCCUUCUCAGUCGUAGAAACGACCCCGAUUCAGCUCUGCAAUACUUCAAGUGGGCGGAGAGGAGACGCGGGCUUGUAAGAAGCAUCGAUUCGAUGUGCAUUCUGCUUCACAUUCUGACGAAAGAGCCCAGGACUCGUCGUCAGGCACAGUAUCUGCUCAAUCAGUUCGCUUCUGGUGAUUAUUCAGGUCCGACUCCCUGUACUGUAGUUGAUCAUUUGAUGCAGUGUCCGGAAAGUUUCAGUCUUGAACGAGAUUCCCUGGUUUUCGAUUACUUGUUGAAUAGUUAUGUUAGAGCUGGAAGGCUGGAUGGAGCCGUAGAUUGUCUUAAUUCAAUGGUGGGUCAUGGUGUUUUCCCCUCAGUGCCGUUUGUGAACAUAGUCUUGAGUGAAUUGGUUAAAAGUGGCAUGAUUCGUGAGGCAGACAAUGUCUACUAUAAAAUGGUUGCGAAUGGCAUGGAAGGGGACGGUGUGACGGUUAAAGUUAUGAUGCGUGGCUGCUUGAAGGAAGGUAGAGAUGUGGAAGCUAUGGAGUUUUUUGUGAAGGCGAAAGAGAAGGGGAUUGGGCUUGAUGCUGUGGCAUACAGCAUUUGCAUUCAGGCUGUUUGCAGGAAGCCUGAUGCAAAGUUGGCGUGUGAGUUGUUGAGUGAGAUGAAAAUCAAGGGAUGGGUUCCAUCCGAGGGUACUUUUACCACAGUCAUUGCGGCUUGCAUGAAGCUUGGGAAUAUGGCUGAAGCUUUGAGACUUAAAGACGAGAUGGUGAGUUGUGGGAUGUCGGUGAAUGUGGUGGUGUUUACGAGUUUGAUUAAAGGUUAUUGUAAGCUAGGCCAAUAUGAUAGUGCCUUGGAUCUCUUUUAUCGGAUGGGCGAGUCAGGGGUUCCGCCUAACAGGGUGACAUACUCAAUAUUGAUUGAUUGGUCUUGUAAGUGUGGGAAUGUGAGUAAAGCUUGCGAGCUCUAUGGACAGAUGAAGAAGAAAAGCAUCCGACCUAGUGUGUUCACUUUCAACUCUUUGCUUCAAGGACUCUUGAAGAAAUGUGCUCUCGAAGAGGCGAACAAGUUGUUCGAUGAGGCCAUUGAAGAUGGCAUUGCUGAUGUCAGCACCUAUAACUGCUUACUGUCAUUCUUUUGCAGUGAGGGCAAAGUAGAUGAAGCACAACAUUUGUGGGAAAAGAUGUUAAGCAAAGGUGUCAAACCUACAAUUGUUUCAUACAACAACGUGAUUCUUGGCUACUGUAGAGCAGGUGACUUGGAUAAUGCAUGUAGUGCAUUGUCCCAACUCCAGGACUCGGGUUUCAAACCUAAUGUGAUCACUUACACAAUUUUGAUAGAUGGCUAUUUUAAAAAAGGUGACCCUGAAAGUGCUUUCAAAAUGUUCGACCAGAUGUUGAUUGAGAACAUUCUCCCCUCAGAUUACACAUACAAUUGUUUAAUUACUGGGAUGUGCAAAGCAAGUAGAACAUCUGAAGCACAAGUGAGGCUGAGGAAGUUUUCUGAAGAAAAAGGGUUUGCUCCUUCAGUUUUAACUUAUAACACCGUUAUGGAUGGAUUUGUGAAGGAGGGUGAUGUCAAUUCUGCAUUGGCAGUUUACAGAGAGAUGCGUGAAAGCGGUCUUUAUCCAAACGUCGUGACUUAUUCUACAUUGAUUAAUGGAUUAUGCAAAAGCAAUAACUUCGAUCUUGCUUUAAAGAUGUGGCAUGAUGUUAAAAGCAAAGGAUUUCACUUAGAUGUUACUUUGCACAGCACUCUGAUAGAUGGAUUUUGCAAGAAAGGGGACAUGGAGAGUGCAUGGCAAUUCUUCUCUGAACUCCUUGAGGCUGGGCUAUCUCCGAAUACUGUUGUCUACAAUAGCAUGAUAAGUGGCUUCAGGAAUCUUGAUAACCUGGUGGCAGCACUCAAGUUGUAUAAGAGAAUGCAGGCUGAUGGAGUUCCUUGUGAUCUACAAACUUACACGACAUUGGUUGAUGGUUUCCUCAAGGCGGGAGAACUAGUCUCUGCUACUGAUCUUUACACUGAGAUGCUUGCCAAAGGCUUUGUUCCUGACAUAGUAACAUAUGGUGUCCUAAUAAAUGGGCUUUGUAACAAAGGACAGAUGGAUAAUGCACAAAAGAAACUGGAAGAAAUGGAUAGGAAGGGGAUAACCCCGAAUGUUCUCAUUUACAACACUCUAAUUGCUGGGCACUUUCGAGAGGGAAACUUGCAGGAGGCAUUUAGACUGCAUAAUGAGAUGCUUGACAGAGGUCUCGUUCCAGAUGAUACCACUUAUGAUAUGCUCGUUAGCGGGAAAGUGAAGGGACAACGUUCAACAUCUACUGCUGGGGCCAGCACAGCUGUGAAGAUGUGAACUCCCGCUGAUCAUAUUUACCCCCAAGGAGCAGAAGUUGUUUAUAAUCAUCCUGCAGCCAGAUCUUGUGCCAACCAUAAGGAAGUCGUUUUUCGGUUCGCAGAUGGUAGCUCGCUCAUUUAAUUGCAUUCUCGAUUUGGCUGAAGUUGUUUAUAUUCCUUGAAGUGUUGAUGGCUUUGUCCUGAAAAAAUACCCAAAGCUACUACUCUUAUAGUCCCUGAUCCUUCCUUGCCAUUUGUAGGAACUGAUGAAAAGUCGGGCACAUAUGCCUUUCUUGAUACUAAUACCAUUGAAACUAGGAGAAGGUAAAACACGGUCAGCAAGUCUUCUGCUUUGUUAACCUUUGUUUGUUAUAGUGUGCCAAUGGAUCUCUUCCUUUUUCUCCUUCAUGAUAGGAAGAACUGUGCAGUGAAAAAGGAGAUCUUACAUAAAUUUAUUGCUUUGUCUCUUCCAGGGAUCAGAAUUCAGAUUAUCUUUGACUGAUGGAAGUAAUUCAUGCUUGUCCUAACUGCUCUGAAGGAGAAGACUGAGUGUGCAUAAAGAAGACGGUGAAUCUCUCUGGCAGAAUGAAUAGUAAUCGUCCACCUUCUAGCUACGUUAGAAUGCCAAGUCUAGUAGUCAACUUAACGCUUCAGAGUCCCUCUGUACUUGUAUAUUAUCACGAAAUAGACCGAUGAAUGCUUA